Molecule: messenger RNA, 870 nt
Organism: Heterobilharzia americana
Lineage: Eukaryota; Metazoa; Platyhelminthes; Trematoda; Strigeidida; Schistosomatidae
Source: the annotation of a GenBank genome assembly
AUGUCCUUAAACUCUCAUAAUCAAGACUUUUCGAAUUUAGGGUCCGUGGGUGCCAUUAAUCUUCCUAUGCCUUGUUUUAAGUUUAAUGACCCGCAAUUGUGGUUUGUCCGUCUAGAACAUUUCUUCAUGGCCAAUCAUAUAACUUCACAAAACACAAAGUUCGGAUACACAAGCUCUGUUUUGCCGGAAGAAGUGGCUGAACAAGUAAGGGAGACACUACUAAAGCCCCACCCAGACACACCUUAUGAUGUUUUGAAGCAGGAGGUGCUGAAAGCUACUUCGUUAUCUGACCAGAAGGCUGUCGAUCAACUACUAAGUAGCAUAUGCCUCGGUGACAGAACACCUUCACAACUUAAGCGACAUAUGCAAAGUCUGCUGAAAGAUAGGAAAGUAGACAACCGUUUAUUCUACCAGCUCUGGCUGCGGAGACUUCCUUCAUGCAUUCAGCAGAUAUUAGCUGUCGGAGAUGCGGACAUUGACAUUGACAGGUUGGCUGACAUCGCUGACCGUAUGUACGAAAGGAUGCCUAAACCGGUUGAAAGUAUUGCUGAGCCAACGCAAAACGACCGAGUGGCCGCUUUAGAGAGGAAGAUAGACAUACUUACAGGACAACUGACGGCUUUGCAGUUAAACCGACGGUCACCGAAGUUCUGUAGAAGCAGAUCCCGUAGUCGUGAUAGGACCACGAGUAGAAUUGCGUCUAAAAGUAGCACGUGCUGGUAUCACAAGAAGUUUGGCAGUAAAGCACGUCGUUGUUUGUUACCAUGCGAUUUAAAACCUUUUCAUCGGGAAACGGAAAGGCCGGCGAUCAGUGACGACUGCUGUCGCCGGCGUACAACAACACAGUCGUUUGUUUCGAGUGACGGAUAG